GCCCGCUGGGCUGCCGUGGGAGGGCAGCCAGAGCAGGUGGAGGGCUGGCUGGUGGCAGGAGGUGGAGGCGGAGGGGCUGCCAUGGCUCCGCCUUUGGGGCCAGAGCACCAGUUCCCACCUGUCCCCUCCUCGUUGGCCCCUGGUGCCUGCCAGACGUUUGCCUUUGGCGGGGGCCCUGCCUGACCUGCCUCCCUGCCCGCCCCGUCCAGUUGGGAUUUGGGGGCUGAGCUGUGGGGCUGGGGAGGGGGGGCGUCUCAGAGCCAAUGCAGUGCCGGCUCCUCAGGGGCCUGGCGGGAGCCCUCCUCACCCUCCUGUGCAUGGGGCUCCUCUCCCUCCGGUACCAUCUGCGCCUGUCCCGGAAGAGCGUGGAGACCCCCGGGUUGAGCCCACCGAGCCCUCGGUUCCACGAGCUGCAGCUGCAGGACGUGUUCAUCGCUGUCAAGACGACCGGCGCCUUCCACCGCUCUCGCCUGGAGCUGCUGCUCGACACGUGGGUCUCCAGGACCAGGGAACAGACAUUUGUCUUCACUGACAGCUCGGAUGAAGGCCUCCAGGAGAGACUGGGGCCCCACCUCGUGGUCACCAACUGCUCUGCGGAGCACAGCCACCCAGCCCUGUCCUGCAAGAUGGCUGCUGAGUUCGAUGCCUUCUUGGCCAGCGGGCUGAGGUGGUUCUGCCACGUGGACGAUGACAACUACGUGAACGCGAGGGCGCUGCUGAAGCUGCUGAGGACCCUCCCGCAGGCCCUCGAUGUCUACAUAGGCCGGCCCAGCCUGAACCGGCCCAUCCACGCCUCGGAGCCGCAGCCGCGCAAUCGCUCGAGGCUGGUGCAGUUCUGGUUCGCCACCGGGGGCGCCGGCUUCUGCAUCAACCACAAACUGGCUUUGAAGAUGGCCCCGUGGGCCAGCGGCCGCCACUUCGUGGACACCUCCGCGCGCAUCCGGCUGCCCGACGACUGCACCGUGGGCUACAUAGUGGAGUGCAAGCUGGGGGGCCGCCUGCAGCCCAGCCCGCUCUUCCACUCCCACCUGGAGACCCUGCAGCUGCUGGGCGCCGCCCAGCUCCCGGAGCAGGUCACCCUCAGCUACGGCACUUUUGAGGGGAAGCUCAACGUGAUUAAGCUACAGGGCCCCUUCUCCCCCGAGGAGGACCCUUCCAGGUUCCGUUCUCUGCAUUGUCUCCUCUACCCGGACACUCCUUGGUGCCCGCAGCAGGCGGCCCGAUGAACCCUGCACUGCUGGGCCACUGUGCGGCUGAGCCUCUGGUUGUCCCUCGCUCUCAAGGCAGCCCAGGGGGCCCUUGGCAAGGGCCUGGGGCUGAGCGGUCCCUGGCAGGGCCUCCGAGUGGUGGGCAAGCCCUGGAGCAGUGAUGGUGGGGGUAGGGUCAUCGCAGACUCCUGGGAGGUGGGGGCCGGGGGCCAGGUGAAGGUCAAACAGGCCCCAGGGGCUGGGCUCCCACGGGCCCUGGGUCUCCACCAGCCCCAGCCUCUCAGUCGUCCCCCUAGGCUCAAGCACUGGGCCAUCCACCUCCUGAGUCCCGUGGCUGGGUCCCCAAGCACCGAGGGGACAUAGGCAGAACAGGGACCGAAGGCGGGGCCUGUGCAGGUACUGUCGUUACUGCCCGGUCUCCAGCUCCUUGCCCUGUACCCCUGGCCAGUGGAACCUGGCUCUGUUCGCUCCUCGCCCCCUUGCCCAGCUUCCCUCGCUGCUGGGAGCUACCACGCCUCGCCCCAGCUCUGCCUGGAGCCACAGCUGCCCGCCAGAGAGGAUUCUGGGGAAGUUCUGCAGCCCCAAUGCUCCGUCUUUCUGCUGUGAAUGUGGGUGUGACGUCUGGACCCAGGGCAGCCGCCUCGCUGCCGUGAAGGAAAGGCCAAGACCGUCACCCACACCUGUCUUGUCUAGCGUCUGGGCCUGGGAGGAAAUUAAACCCCUAUUUGUUCAAGCCUC
This is a messenger RNA of Phyllostomus discolor (pale spear-nosed bat), 1946 nucleotides long. It is a transcript of the gene MFNG, whose product is annotated as MFNG O-fucosylpeptide 3-beta-N-acetylglucosaminyltransferase. Gene Ontology annotation, cellular component: membrane. The transcript is spliced from 8 exons. NCBI's taxonomy places the organism in Eukaryota, Metazoa, Chordata, Mammalia, Chiroptera, Phyllostomidae. The record is from RefSeq and is a predicted model, not a curated record. Gene Ontology annotation, molecular function: O-fucosylpeptide 3-beta-N-acetylglucosaminyltransferase activity. The coding region runs from base 264 to 1226 and encodes 320 amino acids. Gene Ontology annotation, biological process: regulation of Notch signaling pathway.